Molecule: messenger RNA, 2305 nt
Organism: Portunus trituberculatus (swimming crab)
Lineage: Eukaryota; Metazoa; Arthropoda; Malacostraca; Decapoda; Portunidae
Product: nuclear receptor subfamily 2 group E member 1-like
Biological process (GO): positive regulation of transcription by RNA polymerase II; cell differentiation; anatomical structure development
Molecular function (GO): RNA polymerase II cis-regulatory region sequence-specific DNA binding; nuclear receptor activity; zinc ion binding
Source: RefSeq, a predicted model, not a curated record
CAUUACCUUUUAGCCAAUCAGUUUCUUGGAGCUGGUUCCUUGCCCUACCCCACCCCACCCCGCCCAGCGGGGCGAGACAAUGGGCCUGACAAGGGCGUAUGGGGUGACUGGGAUGCCCACAAAUGGUGUCGAUACUUAGUGCGCUGUAGCUCCCGGGACAGUGAAUAGUGAACACAAGGCGCUUAAUGCUUGUCGCGAGGAAACAGAAGGUUUAGCACAGCUUCCUGCUUGCACAGUGAUCUAUGCGAGUGUCAAGGAGACCCGCUCACGUGGCCCCAUGUUGAUAGAGGCCAUGACGGAGGUGGAGAAGAUGGACCUGCGGCUCACUGCCCGUGGCCCGGCGUCUGCCAAGUGUCGUAUCCUGUACGACAUCCCGUGUAAGGUGUGUCAGGACCAUUCCUCAGGGAAGCACUACGGCAUCUUCGCCUGUGAUGGCUGCGCUGGUUUCUUCAAGAGGUCCAUCAGAAGACAGCGGCAGUAUGUGUGCAAGAACAAGGCGGAAGGCGGCUGUGUGGUGGACAAGACUCACCGCAACCAGUGCCGUUCGUGUCGCCUCUCCAAGUGUAUGCAGGCCGGCAUGAACAAGGACGCCGUCCAGCAUGAGCGAGGACCUCGUAACUCCACGCUCCGCCGCCAGAUGGCCCUCUACUUCAAAGACCCGAGCCCAGAGGCACCCACCAGACCCCCGCCUCGUCCCCGCAGCCCCAACACUCCCCAUCCUGUCACCACCACUGAACUCCCCCACCAGCGUCCCCACCUUCCUUCUCUCCCAACUCUCGCCGUCAGUACAUCUCUAAGUUUUCCAUUUCCUCCUCCGCACCUCCCUCCCCCAGCAGCGCCUUUGCCCUCAACUCUAGACCUGAAAAUGCCCCUUCCACCUCGCCCCCACCCUAGCACCGCCGUUACCGACCUGCCGCCGCGCCCGCCCCCCGAGGUGCUGGACCGCAUGCACCUCCUCACCUCCAGGGCCACCACACUGCUGGCGCCCACUCCCAAGUACCCGCACGAGCUGGCCUUACCGAUCGUCACGUCACCUGAUAGUGUGUGUGAAACCGCCGCCCGCUUGCUCUUCAUGAACGUCCGCUGGGCUAAGCACUUGCCUGCCUACACUGCCCUGCCCUACAGAGACCAGCUGUGCCUACUGGAAGAGGGCUGGAGGGAACUGUUCGUCCUCUCGGCUGCCCAGUUUCUUCUGCCUGUGGAGGCUGGACCCCUGCUAUCUUUCUCAGGCCUUGGCAGGGAGCCCUCAGAGCGCCUCCUUCCUAUCCUGCAGGACAUCAAGCUGUUCCAGGACAUCCUCGCCAAGUUCAAGGCGAUGAGCGUCGAUCCCACGGAGUAUGCGUGUCUCAAGGCCAUCGUGCUCUUCAAGACAGUGUGGGAGGGCGGGGACGGCGAGACGCGCGGUCUGAGGGACUUGCCGGCCGUGGCAGCGCUGCAGGACCAGGCGCAGCUCACCCUAAAUAAGUACAUCACCACAGCAUACCCAACGCAGCCCUUCAGGUUCGGAAAGCUCUUGCUCCUGCUGCCGUCGCUGCGAGCUGUGGGCGCCCGCACCAUCGAGGAGCUAUUCUUCAGACGCACUAUUGGCUCCAUCCCCAUUGAGCGCAUCAUCUGCGACAUGUACAAGGCAGCAGACUUCUGAUACACGCCCACCACCGCCCUCCUCCUUCCUGGCUUACCCUGCCGUGCCACUCUACAGUGCUCCACGUACUACACUAAAAAAAUAAACGUCCCUGUGACCUUACUUUCUCAUAGCUUUCUCUAUAGCACUACUUUUGUAAAUACGUUAUUCAUUAUACGAAUUCAUGUAAAUACUUUUAGAUGUAUUUUUUUAAAUUGUUCGUUGUUGAGUAUUACACAUUGCUAUCGCUACGGUGCCUUCAAGAAGUGGGUGUGCCACAGACUCUCUCUAAAGAGACUCACGACUCACGCAGCCCAGGCCUGACCUACGGAAAGACGCGGCGCACGGCGGGCUGGUCAUGUCGUGUUGGCGGUGCGCUUGUUGUGUAAGCUCCAAUCAAGGCUUCCCACUCACACACACACACACACACACACACACACACACACACACACACACACACACACACACACACACACAUCUGCAACCUGUGCCCGAGGGUGCACACAUUACGGCCGCUGGCUACAGAGUCCGUCAGUAAACAAAUAAGAAACUUAUGUAAAUAUUGUUGAUAAAUAUUUGUGUUUGAGUUUGGUUAAGAGUAUGGAUGGCAAAUAUAUAUUUACUGUAAUAUGAUUGCUAUAAUUGGAAUGAAUUCAGUAGAAAUAAUAAAAUUAUUUAUACUUA